AUGCCUCUGGGGAUGAAUAAGCAUGGAUCUCGCUCUACUACCUCUUUGCCUCCGGACCCCACGGAGAUCGUCAGGAGCAAGGCCUGCUCCCGAAGGGUCAAGCUCAACGUGGGGGGGCUGGCCCACGAGGUUCUUUGGCGGACCUUGGACAGGUUGCCGCGGACCAGGCUGGGUAAGCUCAGAGACUGCAACACACACGACUCCCUUAUGGAGAUCUGUGAUGACUACAACCUGGAGGAGAACGAGUACUUCUUCGACAGGCAUCCCGGGGCAUUCACCUCAAUCUUGAACUUCUACCGUACUGGCAAGCUGCACAUGAUGGAGGAGAUGUGCGCCUUGUCCUUCAGCCAGGAGCUGGACUACUGGGGGGUGGAUGAGAUCUACCUGGAGUCCUGCUGCCAGGCCCGCUACCACCAGAAGAAGGAACAGAUGAAUGAGGAGCUGAAGAGAGAAGCUGAGACACUGAGGGAAAGGGAAGGGGAGGAAUUUGAUAACACUUGCUGUGCUGACAAAAGGAAAAAACUCUGGGACCUCCUGGAGAAGCCCAACUCCUCUGUAGCGGCCAAGGAGAAUGGAACAUCUUUGGAAGAGCAGCACUGUAUCAGGCUGUGCUUCCGGGAGUCGAGAGCGAGCUGUCACUCCCCUAAUAAACAGCAGAACAAAUCUCGAUUUCCCACCAGCUUGCCCAAAAGCACAGCAG
Molecule: messenger RNA, 700 nt
Organism: Leptosomus discolor (cuckoo roller)
Lineage: Eukaryota; Metazoa; Chordata; Aves; Leptosomiformes; Leptosomidae
Source: RefSeq, a predicted model, not a curated record